Molecule: messenger RNA, 703 nt
Organism: Chelonus insularis
Lineage: Eukaryota; Metazoa; Arthropoda; Insecta; Hymenoptera; Braconidae
Gene: ND-SGDH
Product: NADH dehydrogenase (ubiquinone) SGDH subunit
Exons: 3
Coding region: 55-612 (185 amino acids)
Source: RefSeq, a predicted model, not a curated record
ACGAUCAACUAAGGAAGCUUUUUUAUCAACUUGAUAUGAUUAUGGCUCACCAACAUGGCAGCGUGGAGUAGACUUUGUUGUGGUGCUGGACAAAUUUUACUCCGAAACGGAACAAUUUCAGCCUGUCAAGCAGCCAAAAAUGAGCCAUUUAAAAGAUUUAUGUCUGAACACCGACUGUUUCCAUUGGGCCCAUCUCGAUGGAACUGGCACAAAUUUAAGGAUUAUUUCCACAUGUAUGUCUGUCUAACUGGUAUUCCAAUUGCGAUUAGCAUUUUCUUAAUUAACAUUUUUAUUGGUCCGGCACAAUUAGCACCUAUACCAGAAGGUUAUGUGCCAAAGCAUUGGGAAUACGAAAGGCAUCCAAUCACAAGAUUUUUCGCCCGUUAUCUACUCACAUCAGAACAACAAGAAUAUGAAAAAAAUCUUCACUUCUUGUGGGCUGAACAAGAGAGACGCAAAUUACGUAUGUUAGAAACCCAAGUGAAUGAGUUAAUUCAAAACCGAGUUGAUUAUCAACAUCAGUACUACCUACCAUACACUAAUGCAAAAUAUGUUAGAAAAUCAGCUCAAAUUGAAAAAGAUGAUGAUGAACUUUACUCUUCUCCAGAUUAAAUAAUAAAUUAUACUAGAAGUGCUUAUUAUAGCUUUAUAGUUCAACGUGAUUAUUGUUCAAUAAGUUAAAUAUAAUAAAAUAAAAUUUUAA